Messenger RNA from Phyllostomus discolor (pale spear-nosed bat), 2054 nucleotides. RefSeq names its product splA/ryanodine receptor domain and SOCS box containing 2 (gene SPSB2). Bases 817 to 1851 code for a protein of 344 amino acids. Gene Ontology annotation, biological process: intracellular signal transduction; proteasome-mediated ubiquitin-dependent protein catabolic process. NCBI's taxonomy places the organism in Eukaryota, Metazoa, Chordata, Mammalia, Chiroptera, Phyllostomidae. Gene Ontology annotation, molecular function: protein binding. The record is from RefSeq and is a predicted model, not a curated record. The transcript has 3 exons. Gene Ontology annotation, cellular component: SCF ubiquitin ligase complex.
UAGUAUACUGUCUCUCCUCAGAGGGGGCGCUUAGUACGUGUUAAAUACAUCAUAAUGGCUAUGAUUAGUGAGUGCAUACUGAGUACCUGAUUCCAGACUGAGUGCUUUAACGGGAUUAUUUCAACUCCACAACAACCCUGUGAGGUAAGUACCACCAUUGUUACCCAUUUUACACGGCAGAAAACAGGUUCAGAGAAGUUUGGUAACCUCCCCAAGGACACAGCUAAUUAGUGGCAUAGUUUCACUCACGACCGAGAUCUUAAUCACUACACUCUCCCUAAUGAGACAUGAGAAUGGACGGGCAUCCAGGACCAAGACUAGAACAGCAUGGAGACCUAUGCCAUUUACUGCUCAAGGCCCGAAAGACAGUGUUCGGAACCUCAGACAUAGAACGGGCCGACUCACAAUUGGGUCGGAGAGAGACCUACCCAGGAACAGUGACCCAGAAUGACAAGCCCAUGGAAAUCGAGGCCAGCACAAUGCAAGAACCCCCUUGACUCCAUGCCCCUCAUAUCUAGGGGUUCAGGAGUCGGUUGCCCCGGGGACUCAAGGAUACUGACAGUGGGGAACAGACCUCCAGAGACCCCAAAGCGAUGCCAGAAAGGGACUAACCGCCCCAGAUGGUCUCCUCGUGGGGGCGUGGCCUCGGUGUGGGGCGCAGCCUGGGGCGGCAACUAGAGGGUUAACCACCCAGGAAGGUCCAGUUUGCGCCCAGGUGGGGCAAAACCUGGGGGAGGCGCUGGAGGUGAAAACCGCCAGCGUCCUUCGCCCCACGUGCCGCGGAACCCGCGACCUCCCCGCUGGGGGAGCUAAGAGAUGCUCAGGAGCCGCCGGUGGCGCGGACACUGGGCAGGCGAGGGGGACGGCCCUGGAGAGGCCCAAAGGCGUGAACUCGCGAGAGUCUCGGGAGACUGGGACAGAUGGGUCAGUCCCGAAGGGGAGAGCAACUGGGAGAAGAGAAACGCCCCAGCAAGACUCUUUCGGGGAAUCCUCCAGCUCCUCGCCUCCAUGGGCCAGACGGCCCUGGCAGGGGGCAGCAGUAGCACCCCCACCCCACAGGCCCUGUACCCUGACUACUCCCGGCCCGAAGGCUUGGAGGAACUGCUUUCUGCUCCCUUUCCUGACCUGGAGACUCAACGGCGCCACGGCUGGAACCCCAAGGACUGCUCAGAGAACAUCGAGGUCAAGGAAAGGGGAUUGUGCUUUGAACGGCGGCCCGUAGCCCAGAGCACUGAUGGGGCCCGGGGUAAGAGGGGCUACUCGAGGGGCCUGCACGCCUGGGAAAUCAGCUGGCCCCCGGAGCAGCGGGGCACCCACGCCGUGGUGGGUGUGGCCACGGCCCUCGCCCCACUGCAGGCGGACCACUACGCGGCGCUGCUGGGCAGCAACAGCGAGUCUUGGGGCUGGGACAUUGGGCGUGGGAAGCUAUACCAUCAGAGCAAGGGGAUAGGGGCCCCCCAAUAUCCAGCCGGACCUCAGGGUGAGCAGCUGGAGGUGCCGGAGAGGCUGCUGGUGGUUCUGGACAUGGAGGAGGGAACUCUGGGCUACGCUCUUGGGGACACCUACCUGGGGCCAGCGUUCCGCGGACUGAAGGGCAGGACCCUCUAUCCGGCAGUAAGCGCUGUCUGGGGCCAGUGCCAGGUCCGCAUCAGGUACCUGGGCGAAAGGAGAGCGGAGCCACACUCCCUUCUGCACCUGAGCCGCCUGUCCGUGCACAAAGCACUGGGGGCUGCCCGUCUGGGCCAGGUAUCUGCUCUGCCCCUGCCUGCUGCGAUGAAGCGCUACCUGCUCUACCAGCUACCCUGUAAUACCAGAUUGCAGGGCCUUGAUGCCGUCCCUCCCCAGAAGUAGGGGUGGGACACUGUUGGCUUGGACCAGCCACUUAAAGCCAGUGAGGCUGGUGGGGAGGUGAGGCUGGCCCUUACCCCCAACCUGACCUCAAGGGAGCUUAAUAGCCCCAGACCCACCCAGGGGUGAAGAGAGAGAGCCGUUAUUCAAGGUUGUGGUGUCCUGGUAUGCAAGACAUUUUUUUUUUCAAGUAAAAAUAAGAAAUA